AUGUCGGUGGCGACGGGCAGCAGCGAGGCGGCCGGUGGGGCCGGCGGCAGCGGCGCGCGGGUUUUCUUCCAGAGCCCCCGGGGCGGCGCCGGCGGCAGCCCGGGCUCGAGCAGUGGCUCAGGCUCCUCCCGUGAGGACUCGGCGCCGGUGGCCACGGUGGCCACGGCGGCCACGGCGGGGCAGGUUCAGCAGCAGCAGCGGCGCCACCAGCAGGGAAAAGUGACAGUGAAAUAUGAUCGCAAGGAGCUUCGGAAGCGGCUGGUGCUGGAGGAGUGGAUCGUAGAGCAGCUGGGUCAGCUGUACGGAUGCGAGGAAGAAGAAAUGCCAGAAGUGGAAAUUGACAUUGAUGAUCUUCUUGAUGCAGACAGUGAAGAAGAGAGAGCUUUAAAAUUACGGGAAGCUCUUGUAGACUGCUACAAACCAACAGAGGAAUUUAUCCAGGAGCUGCUCUCUCGGAUAAGAGGCAUGAGGAAACUGAGCCCUCCGCAGAAGAAGACUGUAUAAUUCUGGCACAGGAUGGAACUCUCCCAGAGACGAAGAAGGGUCCUGGGAUUUGGGCUUCAUGAAGACAUUUAUUAAAGCAUACUUGCCCUUAUGAGAAACUUUUUUUUGGGGGGGGUUGUCUAUUAGACAUUUAUUCAAGAGUGUUCCUUUUUUGUUUUGGGAGUUUUUGUUAGUGUAAUAUUUUAAGAGCAAGAACAUCACGACUCUGGUUUCAGCCCAACCAGGGGUUAUCAAACCAGGCAGACAUGCAGGAAUGGGCUGAUCCGGGCAGCAUUUUCUUUGAGAAAUUGCAGGUUUAGGACCUAACUAUACAGGGAUGAUGGUUUUCUUACAACUAGUUUGGUAAUACUUUUUCUUAAGUUGUACGAUUGUCUCAGAUGUCGAAUUUCUCGUACAUAUAUAUAUCUACACACAACCAAGUUAAAAUGUAGAUGUGAGUUUUAUUUCACAUUGAUGGAAUAAACUUGUGGUUGUCCUUUAAUUGGAGGUCACAGCACAUGGGUUUUCAAGAGGUCACUAGAUAUUCUUCAUGUCAUGUGACUGCUGCUGACCUUCAGCGUUCACUUUAUGCACCAAAGUGAAAGAAUUUAGUGUAUCCGUUAUUUUAAUGAGCUACGCCACAAAAAGUUGAGUUGGUCAAGGGCUUAAUUCAUGGACUUUAUAUUAUUUCAUUAAUUGGGAUGCUUUGCCAGGUCAUGUAUUUUUUGCCUCGUUCGUGGUAUUUUAAAGUUUUAUGAACCCUUCAUUUGAAGAACUGUUUAGAUUUCUAGAGAAAUGCCCAUGCCAAGUGGUGUUUUGCAAUGGAAAAAGGAAGCACUGUGUAGCAAUUAACUCUCUGCUUUCAACCAAAUACUGUGUAUUCUUCUCUCUCCAUGAAAGCAGGUCAGAAGGAAGUUAGCAAAUCACGUAUCUUCCUCCUUAGAUGUAGAUCUGGUCACUUCCGUGCCUGGGCAGCAUUAGACCAGAGCGGGUGAACUGAGGGUUGAAGACUGUAGAGGUGAGAAAGGCUCACCUGCUUUCAAGAAAGUUGAUACAGGAGCACUGGCCGCUUUGGAACGGUGGUGG
Messenger RNA from Callorhinus ursinus (northern fur seal), 1569 nucleotides. It is a transcript of the gene PPP1R14C, whose product is annotated as protein phosphatase 1 regulatory inhibitor subunit 14C. Lineage: Eukaryota; Metazoa; Chordata; Mammalia; Carnivora; Otariidae. Gene Ontology annotation, cellular component: cytoplasm. Gene Ontology annotation, molecular function: protein serine/threonine phosphatase inhibitor activity. The record is from RefSeq and is a predicted model, not a curated record. Gene Ontology annotation, biological process: regulation of phosphorylation.